Arvicola amphibius (Eurasian water vole) is the source of this 807-nucleotide messenger RNA. It is a transcript of the gene C15H16orf78, whose product is annotated as chromosome 15 C16orf78 homolog. The record is from RefSeq and is a predicted model, not a curated record. Lineage: Eukaryota; Metazoa; Chordata; Mammalia; Rodentia; Cricetidae. Bases 1 to 807 code for a protein of 268 amino acids. The transcript has 5 exons.
AUGGCAGAAGACUCAGAAGAUCUCAAGGAUCUGAUGCCCACCGAGAGGAAGUCCGUCUGGAGGACGGCCGAGGAGAGGCGGAUGUCUGACCUCACCCGGGUGCUGGAGUGGCUGGAGAGGAGGCAGGGCAAGAAGAAGCGUGCCCUCCAGAAAAAGAUGGAAGAGGCCAACCGUGCAGAAGAGAGGUCAAAGAAAGUCACGGGCGCUAAGAAGAAGCAGGACAAAGAUAGCCGCAAGGUGACCUUCAACAAGGCUGCUGAGCAGAAUUUACCUCAUGGCUCCAAGAAUCAAGAUCCCAAUGCCAGCAAGAAGUUCAUCAGUGGUUACCGCAGAGGGUAUGGAACAGACUUUAAAGGCAAGCGUGUAAGCAUGCUGUCCUCCAACUUCAGCAGGGAUGGCCUUAAGAAGUCUGACUUAGACAUCAAGGAUGUCAUAGCCCUAGAAACCAACACUCGGGUCAACCCAUUCCGUAGACAAAGCUCCAUAGAUCCUAUACUUCAGGAAACUAUGUUUGGCACACGGAGGGCAGGCCUGAGAGACUGGACAAGCAAGGCUCCCGACACCUAUGAUCGCAAGCUGAAGAGCCUCAUGGAGAAGGGCACAGAGCCCAAGAUGGAGACAGCUAAGAUGCUGAAGCCAGAGGAGGUGCUGAGCUGCCGGUACCUGCGUUUGUCCAAGAACAACGUCAAGACCUUGAUCAAGCUGUGCAAGGACGCAGGGAUGGACGUGGACAUCCACCCCCACAUGGUGGAGUCCGAGAUAGACUCCAAGAAGAUAUUCGACCAUCGUUUGAGCACGGCGCUCUAA